AUGGAUGUCUUUUACGCAUACACAUAUGGAACGGCGGGAUGGCUGGCACUACAAGCAGUCCCUUUGAUUAUAUCACCCACAAUCAUCAUUACAAUGCUUUCACCUGAAGUUAGAGAUCCCACCUCACUCGAGGAAUACUUCUCUAGAUCCUUAGGCAUAACACUCCUCACGCUAGGUAUAAUGGUGGUCCUCCUUACCGGAUCCGUCCCCCUAACCUCUUCCAUAUCCGAUACAACCACCGCCGCCGUAACCACCUCAGACACCGACCCCAAAGCACCCUACGCCGUCCCCGUCCUCACGCUCAGCACCCUCUACCACGGCACCAUCGCCUUCUACUGCUACGCGCACUACACGACUCUCGGCACAUAUUCAUUUGCGCUGGGUUCCAUUUUCUCGACAACUUUGUUUGCAAUCGGAGGCUGGUGUAUACUUUUUGGGACGGCGAGUGGGAGGAUCAGUCGGAAGACGGGGGCUGAUAAGAGGACGAGUGCGUGGCCUUUUGGGAAUCAGGAGAGUGCUAGUGCGAGGAAGAGGGCUAAUAGGAAAGGGUUGUAA
This is a messenger RNA of Sclerotinia borealis F-4128, 555 nucleotides long. NCBI's taxonomy places the organism in Eukaryota, Fungi, Ascomycota, Leotiomycetes, Helotiales, Sclerotiniaceae. The record is from the annotation of a GenBank genome assembly.